This is a messenger RNA of Camellia sinensis, 588 nucleotides long. NCBI's taxonomy places the organism in Eukaryota, Viridiplantae, Streptophyta, Magnoliopsida, Ericales, Theaceae. The record is from RefSeq and is a predicted model, not a curated record.
AUGGAAGAUGAAUUAUUAAGAAAGAUCAGGGAUGAGGUGGAGACAAAACCAAAACCUGGAUUUGAUUUUGCAAAUUCAGUACUUAAACUUCAAUGCAGAUUAUGUGUUCCCAAGCUGACGACUAAAAAGAUUAAAACUAUUCGAGAAAGAUUGAAAACCACACAAAGUAGACAGAAGAGUUACGCAGAUCACCGACGAAGGGAUUUGGAAUUUGAGAUAAGUAGCCAUGUUUUUGUGAAAGCUACUCCGAUGAAGGGACAUCCAAGAUUCAGUAAAAUGGGUAAGCUAACAUCCCGAUAUGUUGGUCCAUUCCAAAUUCUUGAGAAAGUGAGUUCAGUAGCUUAUCGAGUUGCUCUUCCACUAAGUAUGGGCCAAGUCCAUAACGUAUUUCAUGUAUCUGUGUUGCGAGGUUACCUCCCAGAUCCAUCCCAUGUCAUAGAUUACCACCAAAUCACCUUGGAUGAUAAAUUAACCUAUGAAGAAACACCAAUUCGCAUAUUGGACAGGCAAUUGAAACAACUACAUAAUUGGGUAAUCUCAAUGGUAAAAGUCGAAUGGCAGGAACAUUAUGGGACAGAGGCUACUUGA